AUGGUAAGACUCACUGACGAUGCCGACUUCGAUGUCAACCUCGAUGCUGACUACGAUGCCGGCGAAACGUCUGGGAAUCUGACGACAGGAAAAAGCGAGCCACCCAUCAUGUGGCUAUCCGGUCUACAUCACCCACGCGCCUACUUAACCGCUUUGAUACAAAAGGCUUGUCGAAAGAAUGGCUGGUCUCUUGACAAGUGCACUUUACAUACUAGCGUAACACAAGUGGCGCCAGACGAGCUUCACACCAUUCUGAUGGCACCAGAGUUGGGUUGCAAUAUUUCCGGCCUAUUUCUUGAAGGUUCAGCCUGGGAUAUUGAAGGUGCGGGGAGUUUUGAUCCAAGGCUGGGGUUUAAUCCGCAAUCCUCUCCCUUUGGAUCCAAUCAGAGUCCUCGCUUGCUCCCUAGAAUCCCUUAUCUGACUGCUUCAAUGAUUUCACGCCAUUGGUGCCACCGUAUCCGUGCUACUCAAGGCGUUAUGUCUGCCUGA
Molecule: messenger RNA, 489 nt
Organism: Protopolystoma xenopodis
Lineage: Eukaryota; Metazoa; Platyhelminthes; Monogenea; Polystomatidea; Polystomatidae
Source: the annotation of a GenBank genome assembly